ACUUGUUUGCCAGCCAGCGUCCUGGGGAUCUACAGGGUCCCAUUCACAUUUUUGGCGACUUGAGAGCAGGGGCCAGAAACUUUCAAUGGUUCGAAUGUUUGGAAUACUAUUGGGGCAAGGAUCCGUUAGGUGAAUUUCUAAGCAUAACAGCGGACAUAACUCAAAACGAGGCUGCAGAUUCUAAUGAAGAAUGCAUGGGAGUGGCUAUAUGCCUUUUUCUUAAAUCCUUAUCUCAAUUGCAGAUUCUAAAGAUCCAAAGUUACAUAGUUUGGAAGUUCCAAGACCAUUGCCAUGCCAAUAAAACUAAAAUGCAUGGAAUGCUGAAGACGGAUGAUGAUUGGGGAGUCUAUGUAGGAUUUUACCCUUUUAAACAUUGUCAACCACAUCUCAAUUUCACUCUUUCUGUUCUAACAACCAACACUGCUAGGAAUCUCCAUGAUGUGGCGAUAAUGGGAUGUCGGUGGCGCCUGGCAAGUAAACAUGAUUUUGAUAAAUGGUCGGAAGAUAGAGCACCAUCACCCUCUGGACAUGCCUCCCAUAAUGACUGGGAGAGGGGAGAGAGUAGUAAUAGCGUUACUAAAAGGAAAGGAGAAGGAAGAUAUCAAGAAAUCCAGGAGAUAAGAGAACGUAACAAUGGCAUUGCUAAUGAGAAAGGAAAAAGAAAAUAUCCAGAAAUUGAGUCAACAAGAAGGAAUUAUUCACUAAGAUCUCAAAAAGCACUCAGAAGAAGAUAGCAAGAUUGCAAUGUAAACAUGAGAAGCUGCUUUGAGUCCAUCGAGGGUUACAAGUUACAAUCGGAAGCCAUGAAGAUGUUGAGUAGAUAAGGGAAAAUUACUUUGAGGUCUCUCAACACGUUUAAAUACUACAAGAUCAAUUCACAAUGAAUCUUGUGGUAUUUAAUAAAAACUCCCUUUUUAAUCCCUCGCUGAUGUUAGAGAAGGAUCUUGUCUCUCCCUAAUUCAUUGCUAAUGUAUCAUUUUAGAGAGCGAAGAAAAUCUCUUGCUAAUUUUCUUUGCUAAAUGUAAUUUUUAGAGACAUCAAAAUUAUUUCUUGCUAA
Messenger RNA from Prosopis cineraria, 1057 nucleotides. RefSeq lists its product as uncharacterized. The record is from RefSeq and is a predicted model, not a curated record. The coding region runs from base 195 to 734 and encodes 179 amino acids. The transcript has 4 exons. NCBI's taxonomy places the organism in Eukaryota, Viridiplantae, Streptophyta, Magnoliopsida, Fabales, Fabaceae.